GCUCGGCGGCGUGUUUGCUGAGAUCUGUGGCCGGCGGCAGCUGGUGCGGGGGGUUGCCGAGAACGCGAGGUGGAGCGGGGCGGUGUGUGGCCGGGGCCAUGACGGGCAAUGCCGGGGAGUGGUGCCUCAUGGAAAGCGACCCCGGGGUCUUCACCGAGCUCAUUAAAGGAUUCGGUUGCCGAGGAGCCCAAGUAGAAGAAAUAUGGAGUUUAGAGCCUGAAAUUUUUGAAAAAUUAAAGCCAGUUCAUGGCUUAAUUUUUCUUUUCAAGUGGCAGCCAGGAGAAGAACCAGCAGGCUCUGUUGUUCAGGAUUCCAGACUUGACACAAUAUUUUUUGCAAAGCAGGUAAUUAACAAUGCAUGUGCCACUCAAGCCAUUGUAAGUGUGUUAUUGAACUGUACCCAUCAAGAUGUUCAUUUAGGAGAGACAUUAUCAGAGUUUAAAGAAUUUUCACAAAGUUUUGAUGCAGCUAUGAAGGGUUUGGCACUGAGCAAUUCAGAUGUGAUUCGACAAGUACACAACAGUUUUGCCAGACAGCAAAUGUUUGAAUUUGAUGCAAAAACAUCAGCCAAAGAAGAAGAUGCUUUUCACUUUGUCAGUUAUGUUCCUGUUAAUGGAAGACUGUAUGAAUUAGAUGGAUUAAGAGAAGGACCAAUUGAUUUAGGUGCUUGCAAUCAAGAUGACUGGAUCAGCGCAGUACGGCCAGUCAUAGAAAAAAGAAUACAAAAGUACAGUGAAGGUGAAAUUCGAUUUAACUUAAUGGCUAUUGUGUCUGACAGAAAAAUGAUUUAUGAACAGAAGAUAGCAGAGUUACAAAGACAACUUGCAGAGGAGGAACCUAUGGAUACAGAUCAGGGUAGUAAUAUGUUAAGUGCUAUUCAAUCAGAAGUUGCCAAAAAUCAGAUGCUUAUUGAAGAAGAAGUACAAAAGUUAAAAAGAUACAAGAUUGAAAAUAUCAGAAGGAAGCAUAAUUAUCUGCCUUUUAUUAUGGAAUUGUUAAAGACUUUAGCAGAACACCAGCAGUUAAUACCUCUUGUAGAAAAGGCAAAAGAAAAACAGAAUGCAAAGAAAGCUCAGGAAACCUAAUGAAGAGGAUGCUUUGGGAUGUGUACACAUUUCUGCUUCUACACUUAUUUUCAUGGCACCAUUAAGUAUAAGGAACUUUGAGCAACAUCCUAAUUGACUCAAUGCACGUUUGGCAAUAGUACCAGUCUGUCUUGUCUUUAAUGCAUGGAUUAAUAAACUUUUCCCCUACCUGCAUCAUGUGCAUGCAGUGCAUAUUAAAUAAAAAUAAUACUGAGAGUG
Marmota monax (woodchuck) is the source of this 1304-nucleotide messenger RNA. RefSeq names its product ubiquitin carboxyl-terminal hydrolase isozyme L5. The transcript has a single exon. Gene Ontology annotation, cellular component: Ino80 complex; cytoplasm. NCBI's taxonomy places the organism in Eukaryota, Metazoa, Chordata, Mammalia, Rodentia, Sciuridae. The coding region runs from base 99 to 1085 and encodes 328 amino acids. Gene Ontology annotation, biological process: protein deubiquitination; ubiquitin-dependent protein catabolic process. The record is from RefSeq and is a predicted model, not a curated record. Gene Ontology annotation, molecular function: proteasome binding; cysteine-type deubiquitinase activity.